Messenger RNA from Babjeviella inositovora NRRL Y-12698, 396 nucleotides. RefSeq lists its product as uncharacterized. The coding region runs from base 1 to 396 and encodes 131 amino acids. The record is from RefSeq and is a predicted model, not a curated record. NCBI's taxonomy places the organism in Eukaryota, Fungi, Ascomycota, Pichiomycetes, Serinales. The transcript has a single exon.
AUGAAUACGAGCGAUCUUAACUCCCCCCAGCAUCCCCAGGGGAGGGAUACAGAUUAUGAAGCUAUAAGGGCUCCAUUCAACUUUACCCCUCAAGAAUACACUACUGACUUUGGUGCUUUCGCAAAGAAAUCAGCACACCGAAGAUCGGCCUUUUCGUUCCCAAAUGGAAGACAUGCUAUUUCGGUAGGGCCAGCCGAUCGAGAUUACACCGGUUCGGAAUCGACUGAAGCACCCAUACGUUUAAAUCCCCCAGUUUCUAGCGCAUCUACAUCACCAAACUCCUCUAUAAGCUCAGCCUCGCCAAGCCAGGUACCUGCCGAUUAUGCGCCUCCACUCAUUGACCUCGAUAUGGUCUGGAAUUCACAGAUUCCUCGUCCAUACACACAACAGAUCUAA